Molecule: messenger RNA, 576 nt
Organism: Trichophyton rubrum CBS 118892
Lineage: Eukaryota; Fungi; Ascomycota; Eurotiomycetes; Onygenales; Arthrodermataceae
Exons: 2
Coding region: 1-576 (191 amino acids)
Source: RefSeq, a predicted model, not a curated record
AUGCGUCACCCUCAAUUGACUUGGACACUCAUCAGGGUUGGGAUCUUCCUCGAUCAUCUCACCAUGCCAUUUAACCCAAAGCCAACGUACAUUACCCCAUAUUGGGUAUUCGUUGACAUUGAACAUGAAGAAUGCGUCUUUCCCGGUGAUGGUUCCCAACCACUUGUACUGACGCAUUCAACGGAUCUAGCAGCAUAUAUUGAGUGCUUGGUGGGCCUUCCAGCAAAUGAGUGGCCACAAGAAUCCCUGGUUGCAUCUAACAAAAUUCAAGUCAAAGAUCUCCAAAGUUUGAUUAAGAAAACUACAGGGAGGGAGUUUAAGGUCACGUAUGAUUCAGUAGAAUCAAUUCACAAGGGCCAGAUCACACCCUUAACCUCUAAUCGACCCGUGUUCGAUGACCCACAAAAGGGCAAAUUGUUUCAAGAGGUCGAGAUUCAGGUUAUGCUUUCGAUGUUGAGUAAUGCUCACGAUUUACCUGGGAAGAACCUUGCUGAGCGCUUUCCCGAGGUACAUGUGACCAAUAUUGAGGACUUUCUCAGAGCUGGCUGGGAAAUGAAGCAAGGCCUUAAGCCGUAA